This is a messenger RNA of Penicillium oxalicum, 1989 nucleotides long. Its product is annotated as putative manganese ion homeostasis (Fr). The transcript has 2 exons. Gene Ontology annotation, cellular component: endoplasmic reticulum. Bases 1 to 1989 code for a protein of 662 amino acids. Gene Ontology annotation, molecular function: hydrolase activity. Gene Ontology annotation, biological process: GPI anchor biosynthetic process. NCBI's taxonomy places the organism in Eukaryota, Fungi, Ascomycota, Eurotiomycetes, Eurotiales, Aspergillaceae. The record is from RefSeq and is a predicted model, not a curated record.
AUGAGCUACGCCUACUCACGCAGCGCCGGCGCUUCGUCUUCAUCUCUCCCUACCUUCACGUCCGCUCAAAAACCAGACUCGGGCACUUUGUGGAGGGCCCUCGAGAGGAUACCUGCGAAGGCGAAGGGAUUGGUGGCGGACGGGUUGGUGGAAGCUCGAAGGACCCGUGCCAGAGCCGGAAUAUGGGGCAUGGUGAAAUUGCUCCUCCGGCGCCUCUUCACUGUUGCCAAUGCCGUGGUUUUUCUAUGGAUGCUUACAUUGUGGCGGGGCGAGCGGACGGUAUUUCAAGAGGCCAUUGAUCGCUGUGUCUGGCAGAGCUGGGAGAAAUGGCCUUCAGGAGCCACACCGCACCACGUCGCCUUCAUUGCAGAUCCACAGCUCGUGGAUCCUCACACUUACCCCGGUCGACCAUGGCCUCUGUCAACGCUGACUGUCAAGUACACGGACCAAUAUAUGCGCCGAGCAUUUUCUUUGAUUCAAGAGAAUCUCGAGCCCGAUUCGGUCCUGUUCCUUGGUGAUCUUUUUGAUGGUGGACGAGAGUGGGCGACGAGCACGACGACCAGCCCCGAGGCGCAAUAUAAGAAAAUCAAGGAUUCUUUUUGGAAGAAAGAAUAUGGUCGGUUCAUGAGAAUAUUCAUGGAUCCUUGGUUGGAACAAUAUACGUCACCAGCUGACAAGCGUGGCCGUCGGUUCAUCGCCAGUCUUCCUGGAAACCAUGAUCUGGGAUUUGGUAACGGCAUCCAGGAAGCGGUCCGUCGGCGAUUCCAGAGUCACUUUGGCGUCGGCAAUCGCGUCGAUGUGAUUGGCAAUCAUACAGUUGUCUCAGUUGAUACCGUUUCCCUCAGCGCAAAGGAUCAGCCGGAUCCGUUGACGGGGAGCUCGCCAUCCAGCGAGGGCGGCGAUGAGACAGCUUCGCGACCAAUCUGGAAAGACGCGGAAGAUUUCUUGGACGCCAUGGCCACCCGCAAAUCCCACGCGGAGACGGAAGAGCUCCGAAUGCUUCGGAACCAGACCGAGGAUAUGCGCUUCAAACAUCGCAUCGUUGAAGCCGGCGACGACUCUGUUGAGCAACUCCCGCAGCCCAAAUCCGCCGGAUUCCCCACCAUUCUUCUCACGCACGUUCCGCUGUAUCGCAAAGCCGCCACGCCAUGUGGUCCAUUGCGAGAACGUAUGCCCCCCUCGGCUCCCGGCUUGGAAGAGGACGAGCCGAACUCGCUCCGGCUGGGAGGGGGGUAUCAGUACCAAAAUGUACUCACGCAGGCCAUCUCGACGGAACUGGUUUCCAAGGCCGGGCCCAACGUGGUUCAAGUGUACUCCGGCGAUGAUCACGAUUACUGUGAGGUCCGGCACCGGGAGUUCAAUGGGUCACCCAACGAGAUCACGGUGAAAAGCUUGUCGUGGGCAAUGGGUGUGCGACACCCGGGCUUCUUGCUCACCAGUCUCUGGAAUCCCAUUGACCCCAUUACGGGCCAGUCCACCGCGGAGGGGUCCUCACCCACCAUUCAAAACCACCUGUGUCUUCUUCCGGACCAAUUGGGAAUGUUCAUCCACUACGCCACCAUCCUCGGCCUCAGCCUUGUGGUGCUGUUUGCCCAGGCUGUCUACUCGACUUUCGUGACCUCCAGCUUCCCCGCCUCCGGCAACGGCGCCGUACUUCCGCUCAGCGAGAAACGGGGCCCUGCCUCCCAUCAUCAGUACCAGACCUCCGGUACGUCCAGCUCCACCUUCCCCUCCGGUAGCCUGAUUGAGCGCUCCGGGCUUUUUCCCACGUCGCGGUCCGUGGGCGGCAAAGACUCUGGCGAUGCUUAUCGCGAUUUAGAUGGCGACGAGACGGUCAGCACCAAACGCAAGGAUCUGUACCGACCGGCGGGGACUCGUCGGGGUCCGCGAGGGAAAGCCGCGGUGCUUGGACGGCACUUUGUACGAUCUGUCCGUUUCGUGGCGGUGAUUGUCCUGGGGGUCUAUUUCUUGAUGAUCUGGCGCUGGUAG